AUUGCCAUUGAGAUGAACUGGGACUGUAACUUGGGCAGCUGGUUUUACGACUGCAGUCCAAAGUAUGGUUUCCACCACCUUGAUGACAAAAAAAUAAAGCCUGGAUUCCACUUCAGAUAUGCAAUGUACUACAAGCUACCACAUGGGAAGGAGCAGAGAACCCUUUUCAAAGUCUAUGGAAUAUGGUUUGAUGUCCUUGUCUUUGGCACAGGUGGAAAAUUUAACGGCAUUGAACUCAUUAAAAACAUUGGGUCCAUGAUCUCCUAUUUUGGUUUGGUUGUGAGUACCACUGCAAUUGCUACUUGGGUAGGUAGUUGCUCCAGCUGCGGCAAAUCACCAUUCUACAAAAUUUACAACAGAAAAAAGUCUGAGACUGUGCUGAAUCCAAGACAGGUGAUGUAUGUGUGCUAUGCUGAUGAGCCACAUGUUACCUUGAUAAAGAAGCCUUUGAAAACAAGCUCACAGCCUGCUCAAGGCAGCAUUGUUGAGAGCCACCCUGUGAAAUUCUGUGAUGCUGGCAGCUGCUGCACCAGCGAGUCCAACGAGAACCAUGAUAAUGAAGAAUACGAGCUGGGGCGACCUCUCAGACAAGGGGCCUCUUCCCCAGACUGCCAAAAGUGGUGCUGCUGUGGCAAAUGCCAGCCAACACAGAAGUACCAUGAGCAGCUCUGCUGCCGAAGGAAAAAAGGGCAGUGCAUCACAGCCUCCCAUUGCUUUCAGCAGCUGGUGCUGUCCAGUCGCGCUCUGAAGAAAGCCCUUUUCUACAAAGACCCCUUUCUGGACUCGACAGAUGGCAAUAUCAACAACCAGCUGCAUCACCUUGCUUACAAGCAGUACAUUCACUGGCACUUGGGCUUUUUUGAUCUGGAAGACAGAGCCAUCAUUCCAAGCUGCUGCAGGUGGAAAAUUAGAGAUACUUGUCCCAAAGCAGUCAACAACUAUACUGGUUUUUAGAUGGAAUGA
Molecule: messenger RNA, 963 nt
Organism: Pelecanus crispus (Dalmatian pelican)
Lineage: Eukaryota; Metazoa; Chordata; Aves; Pelecaniformes; Pelecanidae
Source: RefSeq, a predicted model, not a curated record